Molecule: messenger RNA, 3217 nt
Organism: Capsicum annuum
Lineage: Eukaryota; Viridiplantae; Streptophyta; Magnoliopsida; Solanales; Solanaceae
Product: probable disease resistance protein At5g66900
Exons: 5
Coding region: 224-2779 (851 amino acids)
Biological process (GO): defense response to fungus
Molecular function (GO): ADP binding
Source: RefSeq, a predicted model, not a curated record
GCCUUACGUACUUCAAAAUAAAAUCACAAAUGAAAAGAAGACUUCGAAUCCAAACAACUCCUGCUUCACAUCACUCCAAAAGUCAACACACAGUUGGUGACGAAACAUCGGACCAAUUGUCAUCUGCUUUUCCUAGGACAAGGAUGUCUCUGAGCGAUAUAGUUCACUCGCUUCGCCAAAGACUUUCCCAAGUGGCCUAAACCUUUUUCCAGUUUACGUAGCAAUGGCCGCUUCUCUGGUGGGAGGGGCUGCUUUAGGUCCAGUAUUCGACCUACUACUCAAAACAGUUGUUGAUGUUGGCUUCAACAUCGCCACUUUCCGUUCCAAAUUCCUCAGCUUGAAACAAACACUGAUGGACAUCGAACCAGUUUUCACCGACAUUCAGAAGCUCAGUAAUGCCCUGAACGGCCGCGACGAAGAAAUAGAGAUGUUCAAGAAGAAACUGAUGGAAGGUGAAGAGCUAGUCCGCAAGUGUUCCAAGGCUAAAUGCUACGACGCUUUGAAGAAAUGGAAUUACUCGAGGAAACUGACCAAAUUGGAGAAUUCACUAGUGAAGUUCUGUCAGGUGCAUGGGUUGAUUCAGGUGUGUAGGGAUAGUAAAUUGAUUCUGGUCAAGGUUAAUGAAAAUCAUAAGAAAUUGGAUGAGAUUCACUCGAUGAUGAGGAAUGUUUCGUUGACGGGGUACGGGUCAUCGGGGAGUAGUGUUGGAUUUACGAAUUCGAUUGGGUCUUCAGGGUGGACGAAUGGUUCUAGUUUUGGUAGCUCAAAUGGGUUUUCAGGAUGGUCUGAUGUGCCUCCAGUUCCUGAUUCUGUGGUUGGGUUUCAAGUGCCACUUCAAGAAUUGAAAUUGAAGUUGCUUCAACAGAAAGAUCAAGUGUUGGUUCUUUCAGCACCUCCUGCCUGUGGGAAGACUACUUUGGCAGCAAUGGUUUGUCAAGAAGAGGAUAUCAAAGCCAAAUACAGGAGCAUCUUUUUUGUCGCUGUUACCAAAACACCAAACAUCCGACGCAUUGUUGGGGAAAUUUUUGAGAAGAAAGACUACAAGGUCCCAGAGUUUGCUAAUGAGCAUGAUGCAAUCUGCCAACUCAAUAAUCUCCUUAGGAGAAGUACAUCACAUCCUGUAUUGCUGGUGUUGGAUGAUGUUUGGUAUGAAUCAAAUUUCAUCAUCGAGAAUCUUAUAUUGCAGUUACCUGGAUUUAAGAUUUUGGUCACUUCUAGAUUUGUGUUUCCAAGAUUCGAUACAUAUAAAUUAAAGCUUUUGAGCGACAAGGAUGCAAAGGCUCUCUUCUGCACGUCAGCUUUUAAAGAUGGCACCCCUAAUGUGCGACUUGAUCUUGUUCAUAAGGUGUUGAGAAGUUGUGGCGGUUUUCCACUGGCUCUUCGAGUUGUAGGCCGGUCAUUGUGUGGCCAGCCUGAGGGGAUCUGGUUUGAUAGAGUAAUGAUGCAGUCUAAAAGACAAAUUCUCUUCCCUACUGAGAAUGAUUUGCUUCGUUCUUUGCAAGCCAGCAUUGAUGCCUUGGAUGAAAAGGCUCUUUACAGCAGAGAAACAACUACAUUUAGAGACUGCUACCUGGAUUUGGGAUCAUUUCCUGAAGAUCAAAGAAUUCAUCCUGCUGCUCUUUUGGAUAUUUGGGUGGAACGAUACAAUCUAGGUGAAGAUGGCAGGACUGCAAUGGCCAUCUUCUUUGAACUUUCUUCACAAAACCUAGUUAAUCUCGCCCUUGCAAGACAGGAUGCACCAGCAGUUCUUGGCUUACAUAACUUGCAUUACAUACAGCAGCAUGAUAUGCUUAGAGAACUGGUCAUCCACCAGUGUGAUGAGAAGCCGGUAGAAGAGAGAAUGAGAAUAUACAUCAACAUCAAGGGGAAUGACUUGAGGUGGUUUGAGCAAAGACUUCAACCACUUCAAGCGGAGGUUUUGUCUAUAAUCACAGAUGAAAAAUUCUCCUCCGACUGGUCUGACUGUGACAGGCAAUUUCCUAAAGUUGAAGUACUUGUGUUGAACUUUGAAACAAGGACCUACAAUUUACCCCCUUUUGUAGAGCAAAUGAACCAAUUGAAGACACUGGUUGUGACAAAUAAUAGUUUCUUCCCAGCCACAUUGAAUAACUUUCAGCUUUGUUCUCUGCUCAAUCUUAAGAGAAUCAACCUGGAACGCAUUUCAGUUACUUCCAUUUUCACAGCCAAUCUGCAACUACCAAAUUUGCGCAAAAUCUCCCUGAUCAUGUGUGAAAUCAGGGAGGCAUUUGAAAACUCUGCUGCAAAGAUCCCUCACAUGUGGCCAAAACUCGUAGAGAUGAAUAUCGAGCACUGCAACGAUCUAGUAGAAGUGCCAGCUGAGAUAUGUGAUCUUGUUGAUCUUAAAAAGCUCAGCAUCUGUUAUUGUCACGAACUGGUUGCCCUUCCCGAAGAGCUUGGAAAGUUGACGAAUUUGAAAGUAUUAAGGCUUCAUUCUUGCACAAAAUUGGCUGAGUUGCCAGAGUCGAUAGUAAAACUUAAUAAAUUGGAAUUUCUUGAUGUAUAUGAUUGUGUGGAGAUGGAUUACUUGCCAAUGGAAAUGGAUCAACUCAGUUCUUUACAGACCGUCUGCAUGGGGAGCCGCCUGGGGUUUUCUGAGCUGCCCAAUUCUGUGCUAAAACUAGUAAAGUUGGAAGAUGUUGUAUGUGAUGAAGAAACAGCCUCUUUAUGGGAAUUCUUUAAGGAAUAUCUGAGGAAUCUGAGAAUCACCGUGAUAAAGGAAAUCAAUCUGAAUUUGCUGCACAAGUCAUUGUUUAUUUGAUUUGAAGUAAGAUGCUGUAGGAGCACUUACCUUGGUGGAACUUGAAUAUGGAUGGAUAGUGCAAAGCAAACAUACCUUGGCGGAACUUGAAUAUGGAUGGAUAGUGCGAAGCAAACUCUGGAAUAACUUGGUCAGCCACAACAAUCAAGGGAAGUUUCUUGUGGCGACUUGAUGAGGUUCAUAUCACUGUCAGGAAUUGACAUCUUAUGAGGAGCUUUCGUUGAGAGUUCUAAUGGAGAAAAGCUAGUAGCUGAAGCAGUCUGGUGUAAGUUUUAAUAUUGAGAAGCACAAUUAAUAAUUUAGUAUAUUGAUUUUAUCGAAGGGCCAUCCCUAUGUAUCCUGAAAUUUGGAAAGGUCAUUAGACUGAUGUAUUCCUGUUUAAGCAUUGUAAAAUGCCAUGCUCUGCAAUCCAUUUUAAUAUAGAUACUUGUUUGCUAA